Messenger RNA from Bactrocera latifrons, 2966 nucleotides. RefSeq names its product ATP-binding cassette sub-family G member 1. Lineage: Eukaryota; Metazoa; Arthropoda; Insecta; Diptera; Tephritidae. The transcript is spliced from 12 exons. Bases 792 to 2966 code for a protein of 724 amino acids. Gene Ontology annotation, molecular function: ABC-type transporter activity; ATP hydrolysis activity; ATP binding. The record is from RefSeq and is a predicted model, not a curated record. Gene Ontology annotation, cellular component: plasma membrane.
GAAUGAGUCAGAGAAAACGCUGUGAGCGCAAACCGACUGAGUACGUGCAAAGUAAGCCCCGGUAAACAGUGAAAUUGAAAUGUGAGAGCACGAAAUGUUAUUGACCGGAGGAAGUGUUGGUAGUGCUUCACGAGCAAACGAACGUUGGAAAAACAAGCUACGAUUACUUCGAAUGUCUAUAAGAGAGCUGGUUGGGCUGUUCUGCAGUCUACUAAAAGCAAACGGAGUGUUAACACAUGUAUUUAAUACGGUGACUGUAUCAAGCAACUGUUGAAUUAUAUUUAAGUGAUAUAUAUUGAAGUGUGCAGAAUUGAACGGAAGAAAUGGAAUAAAGUCACAAACAUUUAUAAUGUAUAUUACGAAUACAAACUUAUAACCAAAUAAAUGAGUUCAAGAGAAUCUAUGUGAAUAAAUAAUUGUGGGAAGCUUUGUCAUGCUGGGGAAAAUCGAAUUAAGUAAAAACCAUGAUAAUUUUGUUAAAAAUAUAUAAACAAUGAGUAUACAAGUGAAGAAAAUAAAGAAAGUUAAUGUAAAAAAGUGUACAAACCAUAGUUUCAAGCCUAAUCAGUUUCAAUUAUAAAAUACCAAUUGAGAAAUACCCCAAUAAAAUUUAUACAUGCAUCUACAUAGUUUGUACAAAUGAAUAAAUCACAUCAACAACGAAUGCAAUAUCUAUAAAUAAGCCAGUGAAAAGACCUAAUAACCUUAACUCAAGAGAAAACAAAACAGGAGCAGAGCAGAACAUAAUAAAAGCUAUACUUUUAGCGAAUGUUAAUGAUAACGACAAAAAAAUGACUGUGAUGCAGGAUGUGAAGUCUACAGAUGCUUGUGUGGCGGGCAUUAAUUGCUGUUCUAAUACUGCUAACUCGGAAACGUCAAUCGACAAAUCAUCUGUUUGUAUGAAUCCCAGUUCCACGAGUAAUGUUUUGUACAAGCCGAGUAAUUAUGACAAUUGGGAAUCCAAUUUUAACCUUUGCAAACAGAUUGAUAUCGAAUUCGAAAAUGUGAAGUACAUAGUGCGGAAGUUUAAUUUUCAUGAACGAAAAUUUGUAACGAAGGAGAUUUUACAUGGGAUUAACGGCGCAUUCCGAGCUGGGGAACUUACCGCCAUAAUGGGUCCAUCAGGCUCUGGAAAGAGUACACUACUCAAUGUAAUGACAGGCUUUAGAGCCACUGGUGUAACAGGCACAAUAUGUAUCAACGGGGAUCCCAUUUCAACAAACUCACCCAGUUUUCGAGAACUUUCUUGUUAUAUACAUCAAGACGACUUGUUGAGGCCACUGAUGACCAUUGGUGAAACGAUGAUGUUAGCCGCACAUCUCAAGCUGGGCUUCAGUACAUCCAAGGAAUACAAACAAAACUUGAUCAAACAUAUAUUGGCCCUGCUGGGAUUGGAGCAUCGGUAUCAUGUAUUUGCGGGGAAGUUGUCUGGCGGCCAGAAAAAACGACUGGCCAUAGCACUCGAACUGAUAAGCAAUCCCCCCGUUUUGUUUUUGGACGAGCCAACUACUGGUUUGGACAGUUCGUCGUGCAGUCAAUGUGUAUCGCUAUUAAAAAAGUUGGCAUCUCUCGGUCAUACCAUAGUGUGUACCAUUCAUCAGCCUAGCGCAUUGAUUUUCGAGAUGUUCGACAAACUAUACACUGUUGUUGAUGGAAGUUGCAUCUACCAAGGGCCAGUAAGAGAGCUUGUACCAUUCCUAGAAGGGCAGGAUCUGGUGUGUCCAAGUUAUCACAAUCCAGCAGAUUUUCUGCUGGAGGUUGCGGUGGGGGAGCACGAUCGCGAUUUAGUAAAACUCAUAAAUGCAGCAAACAAAAAGUAUCACGAAGAUGCAGAUAACCAACAAAUAAAUGUGCAACGCUUGCUAUCUCGUAUUAAAAGUAAAGAUGCGUGCAGCAAAAUCGCUGGCAAUUUGAAACGUUUCCCCAACGUUAUGUCCAAACUUACGUCCUUCGAUUACGUAAAACCCGCCGCGGACGAAGUGGCUUUGGAGGAAGUGAAAUCGCUGAAUGCCAGUGUCGGCACAAGGGAAAAGUUGGAUGAUAAAGAUUGCGAUGCUUGCCCAACAGGCCGUGGGAAAAUUAAUGGCCGACGUAGCACGGCCUAUAAGGCUUUACACACCGAGCAGGCCUCAUUUAUAAUGCAAUAUUUUCUGCUUCUGAAUCGGAUCUUUAUAUGUGCCCGACGGAAUUAUUUCUUGUUGUUGGCUCGGUUGAUGUCACACAUUGUAAUUGGCUUGGUAUUUGGUUACUUGUAUAUGAAUGUCGGCGAUAAAGCGACCACUGUGCUCGGCAACUACGUCUAUUUGUACGGUACAAUUUUAUUGUUGGUCUACACCGGCAAAAUGGCUGUGGUGCUAACAUUUCCUUUGGAAAUUGGAAUGCUGACCCGAGAACAUUUCAACCGGUGGUACGGUCUUACUCCAUACUUCUUAUCGAUGUUGUCUUUUGAAAUACCAUUUCAGAGUAUUUGCGCAGUAAUUUACAUGGCCAUAAGCGUUUACCUAACUGGCAACAACACAAAUGAGUGCUUUCGGAUAUAUUACUUCGUCGUAUUGGCCGUUUUGGCGACACUUAGUGCUCAAGCCUGGGGCUUCUUUGUCGGUGCCACGCUACCUACCAAAUUGGCAGUUUUCUUGGGUCCCAUUCUGGCAGUAUUGUUUUCAGUGUUUGGGUUCUGCACGCGAUACAUCGAUAUCACGCCUAUCUUUCGCUGGAUGUGGCAUAUCAGCUAUUUUCGAGCAGGUUUCCACGGCGCACUUAAUGCUAUUUAUGGCUUGGAACGCCCAUUUCUAACAUGUCCGGAUACUGCAAUGUAUUGCCAUUUCCGAAGUCCCAAAGUAUUUCUCAACUACAUGAUGAUAUCGGAUGUAAAUAUGGCUGACUGCGUCACACUGAUGGUUGUCGUGAUUGUCGUUAUGCAUAUACUUACUCUAAUAACGCUCUGGCACAAAUUGAACAAACGUUAA